GUGUGUCAGGCUAGGCUGCCAUGUCAGAAUCCGCCCUCCCAAACAUUGAUCGAGGCGCCCACCUGCUGGCAUGUUUCUGGAUACCCUUCCCAUGCGCGUCUCUACUAGUAUGUACACGCUUCUACAGUCGCAUUGCGCGGCAUGAAUUGGGUUUGGAUGAUUGGGCAAUUCUUGCUUCUUGGGUUUUAUAUGCCAUCGGUCUGGUGUUGAGUACGUUGAUGGUGCAACACGGAGGUGUGCGGCACAUUGAGUAUAUAGCCACCAGUGAUCUGCUGUUCGUCCUUAAGCUGGAAAUCAUAAACCAGCCUUUUGGUGUCUUUGGUGCACUUUUUGGCAAAAGCAGCGUGGCUCUAUUCAUUUCACGUAUCUCAGGGCACACCUCUAGGUGGCGCCGUUUGUUCCUCAUUAUAAAUGUUGUCUUGUACGCCGUCAUCAGUGUAGUCAAUGUCGCAGUCCUUUUUGGGCAAUGUAGGCCGAUCAGCGCCCUUUGGGAUCAAAGUCUACUCAGAUCAGGGCAUGCGACCUGUAUCGAGCCGAUGAUAAAUACUGAUAUAUCCAUGUUGCAGGCUGCAUUCGGCGCAUACUUGGAUUUUGCUCUAGCCCUCCUGCCGUUGACGUUCCUUAUCGAGCUCCGAGUUGAUAUGCGAAAACGCAUGGCCCUUUGUCUAAUUCUUGGUCUCGGGAUCAUCGCUGGUGUCUGCGCCUGUGUCAAAACAUCCAAGUUUUCGGCUGCGGCCAGCCUGAGCGACCCCACAUGGGGGAGUUACUCACUAUAUAUGUGGGCGUCGCUGGAGCUACCGUUUGUGAUAAUUGCCGCGUGCAUUCCGCCGUCAAAACCAGUGUGGGAUUUUCUCAUCAAAAGGAAGCCAAUCAGUGUGUCGAACAGCGGCUCGAACUACGAUCCGGGGUCCAAUUCAUCGUACAGGCUAAUUCCAGUGAAGGUAUCAGCCUAUGUGGAGUCCAUGGGGCCAAAUAAAAGCUUCAAGCAUGUCGCUUGUAAUAGAGAGGAUCCGGUACCUAUGGAUGAAUCACCAGAUCAAGUUUGGCGAACAGUCCAGAUUAUGCAGACUAGCCAGGUGAUACCGGCAGGUGAGCAUUUAGAGAAGACUCGAGAGAUAGUUGCCAGGGGAACCACUCAAUGACACCACCCGGAAAGUUGAAGGGCAAGAUAGUCGUUGUAUGAAUGUAUUUUGCUGGAGUUCAGUUCUUUUUUUUGUGUGUCGCAAUAGUUGCACGGCUGUGGCCACUUACUUUUUCGACUAUGAAUAAUCCUGUACUCACCACAAUAUUCG
Molecule: messenger RNA, 1292 nt
Organism: Aspergillus piperis CBS 112811
Lineage: Eukaryota; Fungi; Ascomycota; Eurotiomycetes; Eurotiales; Aspergillaceae
Exons: 4
Coding region: 21-1142 (373 amino acids)
Source: RefSeq, a predicted model, not a curated record